Messenger RNA from Amphimedon queenslandica, 2452 nucleotides. RefSeq lists its product as uncharacterized. The coding region runs from base 417 to 2435 and encodes 672 amino acids. The record is from RefSeq and is a predicted model, not a curated record. Lineage: Eukaryota; Metazoa; Porifera; Demospongiae; Haplosclerida; Niphatidae. The transcript has 5 exons.
AUUCAAUGGAUUGGCUCACUACCUGGUUGUACUGAUGCCUUGAUGGCUGGAAUUGAAUUGAUAUGAGGUUCACUCCAGUUACAAUAGGUUGUGUACUGGUCAGUUCAAUAGCUGGACCCAUCACCUGGUAUCUAUGGAUACACACUGGAAGUGCUAAUGCUAACUUCUUCUUUGCUUUAACAUUAACUUAUUGUAUUAGUCAAAUAUUCUUAUUGCUUGAUGUGUGUCACUCAUACCUCACUCAUCAGUAUGAUAUGACCAAUGGAUUACCUAGGACUAGUAAUAAACUAGGAACUGGUCAUGUACUGUUGAAAUUACAAUAAUUGAUCAUUGUCAUAAUGAAUUUUGAUUUGUUUUACAAUAAUUAGCUAACUAGAGUUGUUUCAGUCACACCUCUUCUCGCACCUCUUUCAAUCAUGGCUGCGAAUUGGGCGAGAAGCUCGGGGAGAAGUAGUAUUUCUGUCUCGAUUUUACUGAAAGAUAAGGCUGGCUUUCAUUUUAAAGAUGAUGGAGGUGCUCCAUGGCAGUGUACAGUACCUAAAGGAGAACUUGUGAUUGAACAACCGAAGGAAGAGAUACCUUCAAUUGAGAGUGACAAGCUUCCACCAAAUUAUCGUUUGUAUAGAGAUGAUGAAUACGUUGUUUUACACUGUAGGGCUAUGGAUGUAUGUCCAUUAGGUGACAGAGAAAUGGAGUAUUUAUUAGCAGUGGAGUCUCUCAGCACACGAUUGCAGGAAUAUCUCAAACCAGAGGAGGUGAAGAAGGAGAAACUGGAUUUAGUCGUUGGUGAUAUGGUGAUGUUUAAAUUGAAAGUGAAACCUGAUGCUUUUGUUUCCAUUGUCAAAGGUGUAAUACGUUACAUUGGUCCUAUACAAGAAAAGCAUGGGACACACUUUGGUAUUGAAAUACAAGAAGAGAGAUAUCGUGGUAAAGGUACCAGUAAUGGUGAUCCAUAUUUCUGUUGUGGAUCCAAAGAUGCUGUCUUUGUAUCUAUGAAUAUGAUAACAAAGAAAUCUCAAUAUCCUAUGGAUGAGAAACAUGCUCUUGCUAAAAGUGCUAUUACGGGUCAGCCAAUAAGUAAAAAUCGAAAUGGUGGUAGCUCAGACAUUUCCCAAGGGCCAUUUUAUGCAAGAACAGAUCCUAAUCAUAAGUCAAAGUUUAAAAUUAAUGAUCGUGUGGUUGUGAAGUCAGCCAAAGAUGAAGUGUUUAAUGGUACUGUAAAGUGGGUGGGGACAACUAGAGUUUUUAAUGAAGGGAACAGGUACUCAUCUGUUGUUGCUGCUGUUGGAGUUGACGUGGAGAAGGCAUUUUUAUCUACUGAUAAGCAUUUCCCUGGUAUGUAUAUUGACGUUACUGGCAGUCGUGGUCAGGAACUUUUUAAAGUUCCUUUAUCUCACACUCGUUUAUUUUUUCCUGAGGAAUAUGGUGUCGUACUUCAUGCUGAGGAAUAUGCUAAACAGCAACAAGAAGCUAAUGCUCUUAAGUGGGAAAUGAAAGAAGCUAAGAAAUUUGGUUUAAGUUUAGAAGAAUAUCAAUCUCAGAGAGAAUAUCUUGAGAAAGCUAACAAGGACAAGAAGACACAUCAUCCCCAGCAAACAGGAGGGGGGCAGGAAGAGGAAGGAGCUGUUGCUGGAGUUGGAGCUUUUAAGAAAAAUGAAAAUGAAAAGGAUAAGAUGUCAGAGUCCAUGAUGCACAUUAAACCUGGUGUGUCACUCAGUGAAGGAAGAAGACAACAAGAAGAACGAGCAUUUCAACUAGCAAGACAACGGAGUCAACAUGGUGGUGGUGAUCAAACUGGAUUUGAAGUUAUUAAAGGAGAAGUUAAGCCUGUAGGCGAAGGUCAUCAACAAAGUGUCAAUCCUGUUCCUGAAGGAUUACAAAGACCAUCACCAAAAGCUCAUCAUGAAGCAGGAUACACCAGCCUCUCUUCAUCUGAUAGUAAGUAUUAUCAGCGACACUCUCCUGGUACUAAUCAAUAUUCUCCUGAUCCUGCUGGCCAACAUGAUGAUCGUCACAGUUAUUUACCUGGUGGUUCUUCUGACAACUACCAACCUGGUGGUUCUUCUAACCAGUAUUCAUCUGGUGGUCCCCCUCCUGAUCCUUAUCAUCAGUUCACUAUUGGGUCAAUGGUGUAUAUUGAUACUCAAAAAGGUGAUCCAUUGUAUGGUGUAGUACAGUGGAUAGGGACACUACCUGAUUUCCCUGGAACAAUAGCUGGAGUGGAAUUAGAGAAAACAAUGAAUGGUGGUACUGAUGGUACAUGGCGUGGAAGAAGAUUCUUUACUUGUCCUCCUGGUAAAGCUUACUUCUGUCCAGUGAAUACUCUCAAACAAGACACAAGAUAUAUGGAUGAAGGACAAGUACCAGCACAUAUGAGACAAGAUAUUGAUAACCGUAUGUUAAUACAGUUUAAAUGCAUUUUGUGCAAAUUCUAAAAAUUAAUGUUAAAUUA